GUAGAAAUUUGCCUGAUGCAUCCCCUUGAUGUAGUGAAAACAAGGUUCCAAAUUCAAAGAGGGAAAACUGAUCCGACCAGUUACAAGAGCCUGGGGGACUGUUUUAGGACUAUUUUCCAGAGAGAAGGGUUGUUUGGAUUCUACAAGGGAAUAUUCCCUCCUAUCUUGGCUGAGACACCCAAAAGAGCAGUGAAGUUUUUCACCUUUGAACAAUACAAAAAACUACUAGGAUAUGCAUCAUUACCACCAGGGCUGGCAUUUGCAGUUGCUGGCUUGGGAUCUGGAUUAACAGAAGCAGUUGUGGUUAACCCUUUUGAAGUAGUAAAGGUUAGCUUACAGGCAAAUCGAAGUGCCUUCACAGAGCAACCAUCCAGCUUUGUUCAAGCUCGGCAGAUUAUUAAAACUGAUGGUCUGGGGUUCCAGGGACUCAACAAAGGUCUCACUGCAACACUGGGUCGCCAUGGAGUUUUUAAUAUGGUUUACUUUGGAUUCUACUUCAAUGUGAAAAAUAUUCUUCCAGUCAAUAAAGAUCCGAAUUUGGAGUUUUUGAGGAAAUUUGGAAUUGGGUUGGUCUCAGGAACAAUAGCCUCAAUUAUUAACAUUCCUUUUGAUGUUGCAAAAAGUAGAAUUCAAGGACCACAGCCAGUUCCUGGAGAGAUCAAGUACAGAACCUGUCUUAAAACUAUGGCAACAGUCUAUAAAGAAGAAGGAUUUCUGGCUCUGUACAAAGGCUUAGUUCCCAAGAUCAUGAGGCUUGGCCCAGGUGGUGCGGUGAUGCUUUUGGUUUAUGAAUACGUUUAUACGUGGCUUCAGGAAACAUUUGAUCACAAAAAAUCCUUCUGAAAGACAUGCUCCUUAAAGUCAUAUGCAUUCAAAAAUACACUUUAAUAAAGGAAAAAUGAUUCU
Tinamus guttatus (white-throated tinamou) is the source of this 906-nucleotide messenger RNA. The record is from RefSeq and is a predicted model, not a curated record. NCBI's taxonomy places the organism in Eukaryota, Metazoa, Chordata, Aves, Tinamiformes, Tinamidae.